UCUGUCACUUUCUGCCUGCAUAUUCACAUUAGGAGUUCAGGUCUUUGCUUUCCAGCAUGAAGCUAUGGGGUAUGUUUGCUGUUCUUGGGCUCCUGGUAAUGGGGACAUGGGCGCAGGGGGUGAUGCCCACCAUCGACCUUCCUCCCUGUGAUUCCCCGGAGGCUGAAGCAGCGGCUCUAGUGGCAGAGGAUUACCUUAACGCUCAGCACACCCACGGCUACAAAUAUGUCCUGAAUCGGAUUGAGAAAAUUAAGAUUAUUUCCAGUCCUGGUCAAGCAGACAAGUAUCUCUUGGAGUUGGACUUUCUGGAAACUACAUGUCACAUCUUAGAUCCUACGCCACUGAGCCAAUGCCCGGUCAGACAAAAACAUCAAACAGCAAUUGAAGCAGAUUGUGAUUUUGCCCUCUCAAAUACAACUCAAGGUCUGUCUGUGGUUGCAUUCAAAUGUAAAACGGAGACAGAGUCAGCUGAAGACAUAUGCGUAGGCUGUCCCGAGCUUAUUCCUUUAAAUGAUACAGACGGUCUCCAGCUCAUCGAAUCCUCCUUAAAUUUUUUCAAUAAAAAUCAGACUCUAAACAGUAAAUUUGCUCUUUUUGAAAUUGGACGAAUGGCAUCCCAGGUUUUCCAUGGGGGGAACAAAUACUUUGCAGAAUAUGCUAUUAUUGACACAAACUGCACAAGUUAUGAUGAUGAUUUGUGCAUCCCUCAGAAUCACACCGUCGCAAUCCAUGGCUUCUGUCUAGCUGAAGGCUCUGCUGAUCUCAAUCAAGUUGACUGCAAAAUCUUCCCUGAUACAACCCAACUCAAUACCACAGUGCGGAUCCGACAACCUCUUCAUGCACACACCUCUGGAUCUCACCACAAUCCAGCUGUACACAGCCUCAAACAUCACAAGCUGACGGUGUUCCAUGACCCUACAGUGAGCGGGCUGAUCUCAGCCGAAUCUUCUGAAUCAGUUGAGGCAGUCGUGCCAGUGGCGGCACCUGUUGUGAAAAGGGAGGUUCCUGCAGGUGUUCCUUCAGAAGAGCCGGUAGCAGAUGCAUCAGCACAUACUGAAAAACCCCCCCUCGAUUUGAAGCCAGUAGCCCUUGUGCCUAGCUGUCCUGGAAAAAAGAAGCAUUUCGCACCUGCUGAAGUUCAGUGAACUCACCUAAUUAGAUAACAACACUGAGGCACACUGGGUAAAGAUAGCUGCUUACUAAACUUGUAACUGCAAUCUGUCAGGGGCAUAUUUUUAUAUCAAAGCAGGUAAAUGUAUUUAACAGUUCUGAUGUAUUAUUUCUGUCAGAACUGUUACAUCAUGUUAAAGAAUGAUGUAUCUGUGAAGAUGUAAUAAAAUGUUUUGCUUGUUCAA
This is a messenger RNA of Triplophysa dalaica, 1355 nucleotides long. RefSeq names its product alpha-2-HS-glycoprotein 2 (gene ahsga). Gene Ontology annotation, molecular function: cysteine-type endopeptidase inhibitor activity. The transcript has 7 exons. NCBI's taxonomy places the organism in Eukaryota, Metazoa, Chordata, Actinopteri, Cypriniformes, Nemacheilidae. Gene Ontology annotation, cellular component: blood microparticle; extracellular region; extracellular matrix. Gene Ontology annotation, biological process: negative regulation of endopeptidase activity. The coding region runs from base 57 to 1145 and encodes 362 amino acids. The record is from RefSeq and is a predicted model, not a curated record.